Acaulospora morrowiae is the source of this 193-nucleotide messenger RNA. NCBI's taxonomy places the organism in Eukaryota, Fungi, Glomeromycota, Glomeromycetes, Diversisporales, Acaulosporaceae. The record is from the annotation of a GenBank genome assembly.
AUGUCCGCCGAAGAACAAUCGAAAAGACCGAUUAUCGCGAAACCCCAUAGUCAAAGAGAAAACAAACCUGACGAAUAUGAUGAGAUGAUUGCUAAAACUGGAUGUUACGAAGAAAAUCAAGAAUUGCAGUUAUGCUUCGCGGAUAAACGAGAUUGGAGAUUGUGUAAAACUGAGAUGGCGAAAUUCAAAGAAU